AUGUCCAUCACUGUCUUUCUCCCUCUGUUGCUAGCUUUAGUUAUUGUUUCGGCUCAAGCAAGAGUCCCAAGCGACAAAUCUGGUGCAAACCAAGCAGACCCAUUCUCUACUUUUCUGGUCAAAGCCAUGGAUUUCUUAUGGAUCCCUCGUCGUUCUGGUUAUGAACACGUCUGGCCGGAAAUGAAAUUUGGAUGGCCAAUUAUUGUUGGGACGUUGAUUGGAUCCUUGGGAGGAGCAUUUGGGAGCGUCGGCGGCGUUGUCGGCGGCGGCAUAUUUGUUCCGAUGUUAAUGCUGGUCAUUGGGUUUGAUCCAAAAUCAGCAACCGCCAUUUCAAAAUGUAUGAUCACGGGGGCUGGCAUCUCCGCUGUUUACUUCAACUUGAAGCUGAGGCAUCCUACGUUUGAUAUACCCUUAAUUGACUACAAUCUUGUACUGCUUAUGUUGCCCAUAAUCAUGCUGGGGAUUAGUGUAGGAGUCUCUUUGAGUGUUGUAUUUGCGAAUUGGAUGAUCACUGUUCUUCUUAUCAUUAUCUUCAUAGGUACCUCGAUCAAGGCAUUCAAGGGUGCUGAUGCAUGGAAACAGGAAACCAGAGUAAAAAAGGUUCACAUCUGA
This is a messenger RNA of Neltuma alba, 612 nucleotides long. RefSeq names its product sulfite exporter TauE/SafE family protein 3-like. The coding region runs from base 1 to 612 and encodes 203 amino acids. NCBI's taxonomy places the organism in Eukaryota, Viridiplantae, Streptophyta, Magnoliopsida, Fabales, Fabaceae. The record is from RefSeq and is a predicted model, not a curated record. The transcript has 4 exons. Gene Ontology annotation, biological process: protein ubiquitination. Gene Ontology annotation, cellular component: membrane; Cul4A-RING E3 ubiquitin ligase complex.